AUGAAGUACCGAAUUCUCGCAUUUAUAUUUAUCGAACCUAUAUUCGUUCAUUUUGCGGAUGCUUUGCCGCCUACGGUGAUGUUUCCCGACAAUCAAACGACGAUUUCAAAUCCGAUUUUGAGCCCCACUAGUCCUGGGAGCAAUAUUCCGAUGCUAAAUACGGUUUUAAAUACGACGGUAGUGAGAAAAAAUGAGUGGUGGCCACCUAGUGACACUGAAGUAAUGCAAACGUCACCUUAUUCUACAGAAGUACAUCAGUCAAUGCCUCCGGCUUAUUAUUUGCCUGAACCAAUAUCACCGACAUUAGCGUAUCGCAGUGAACCUUGGACACCUUACGGUUAUCCUGAAAUUGGUUAUCCCUUAAUAGGACAGAAUCCAAACAACCAAUUAGGAAUGUCGUCUAAAUUUAUGACCGUCGCACUGUUUAUUGGUCUCCUUACACUAUUUGCUAUAAUUCAAGGAUCGAUGGUCGCUGCGAAACGCAAAGAUGAUCUCGUAGAUGCGCUAUCGUCCCGAAAAAAGAGAGAUUUGUCUUUCGAAAUCGAUUCCAUGACUCCAGAGCAAGAAGAAAUUUUGAAUACUGACUCGAAAGUGAGAUGCAUCCAAAGGACAAUUUGCUUGGAAAACCGGGAACUGAUGACCGACUUUGGGCACCGAGGGAUUAAAGUUGCUAAAUAUUUAACACGUAGUGUUAAAAAAACAUUGAAACAUAUUUCCGGAUGGGAUCGUCUUGUUCAAGAUGCUGCGGCCGCUGGACUCCGUGGGGAUGACUGCAAUAUUAUUUACCGUGAUUGCGUACUUCCGGUUGAUAAGCCGCAUUAAUGAUAAU
Molecule: messenger RNA, 829 nt
Organism: Microplitis demolitor
Lineage: Eukaryota; Metazoa; Arthropoda; Insecta; Hymenoptera; Braconidae
Exons: 4
Coding region: 1-822 (273 amino acids)
Source: RefSeq, a predicted model, not a curated record